Molecule: messenger RNA, 4678 nt
Organism: Cylas formicarius (sweet potato weevil)
Lineage: Eukaryota; Metazoa; Arthropoda; Insecta; Coleoptera; Brentidae
Product: collagen alpha-1(I) chain-like
Exons: 15
Coding region: 40-4596 (1518 amino acids)
Molecular function (GO): extracellular matrix structural constituent
Source: RefSeq, a predicted model, not a curated record
AACGACAACCUUACUAUUAUAAAUAAAUGUGAGUGUAGAAUGAGACAGCAAACUUGGCUGCGGAUAGCGCUGCUUUCGCUCGCCUUGGCGGCCAUGGCGGACGCCCGAACGCGAAGAAAACUGAAGAAAAACAAAAGCGAGGAGCGAAGCGAACUCGACCUCGGAAACGGGGUGCAGAACCAGGAGCCGAGCGCCGAAUAUGACUACGACUACGACUACGGCGUGAGCUCCGAAUACGAUGACAAAAGCUCUGUUAACCCCAAGGAAGACAGUGUUACCACGCCUCAACCACCGGACGAAAGACCUCUUCAGGGUGUGGAUGAAGAUUCCACAGACGUAGAGCAACCUCAAAGUACCACAGAGUCGUCACCCUGCGUACACGAUUCGAGGACGUAUUUGGACAAGGAAAACUGGUCGGUCGGAUUGUGCACCAAUUGCACGUGCGCGAACGGCAAGGUCGAGUGCGCAACCGACGACGAUUGCUUAUCCCGCCUGCGACCGACGCGUGAACCGCACUUCGACGGAUUUUCCUUGCCGGGUUCCAGAGGGGACCACGGUUACCCCGGAGAGCCGGGCAGUCCCGGCGCCGCGGGCUUCCCAGGAACACCCGGCUCGCCGGGUAUUCCCGGAGCGCCGGGUCCUCCGGGUGCGGUUCCGGACCUUUCCGCCUUCUACGCCCAACUAGCGUUGGCCCAAGGCAACGACAAAGGCCCGUCACCCUAUCCGGCCGAACCUUUCCAGUACCUCCAAGCGCAAGUCGGUCCCGUCGGCGCGAGAGGCCCGCCCGGACCUCCGGGUCUUUCCGGUCCUCAAGGGUAUCAGGGAUUGCGCGGAGAUGUCGGCGAGGCCGGCUUGCCGGGCCCCAUGGGACCCGCGGGGCCUCGCGGACCUCCGGGAGCCCCGGGAAAAGACGGAGAGCGCGGAGAGGAUGGAGAACCAGGAGCGGUAGGCGCCCCAGGACCACCAGGACCGCGAGGAUCUCCCGGAAUGCCGGGCUUGCCGGGUAGCAAAGGACACAGGGGGUUUCAAGGCCUCGACGGGGCUAAAGGCGACCGGGGCGCGACAGGCGACAAAGGACCUCAGGGCGCUCCGGGGCUGACGGGACCCGUUGGUCCCUCUGGGCCCGCCGGAAUUCGAGGAGAGAGAGGGCGGGAAGGGACUCCCGGACCUCCCGGCUUGCGGGGAUUGGAUGGUGUCGCCGGUCCGCCGGGACUACCGGGUGGGAUCGGUCAACCGGGACCCGCAGGGUUCCCGGGACUCGCCGGCGUGAAAGGGGACCAAGGGGUGGCGGGUCCUAAAGGCAGCCAAGGAUUGCAGGGACCUCGGGGCGAGUCUGGCCGGCCCGGCGAACCCGGCGAAAAUGGUCCUCCUGGGGUACCGGGAAAAGACGGUUAUCCGGGGGAGAAAGGUAUGCCAGGCGCAGCCGGAUUAAUUGGCCCUCCCGGAUUCCCGGGGACUAGGGGGCUACCGGGACUAAACGGCAGCCCCGGCACGCCGGGCCCCAAAGGAUUCCCGGGGCAAGCGGGUGAACGUGGGUAUAAAGGGGAAACCGGCAUGAAAGGGGAAUCGGGGUCUACGGGUCCGAGAGGGCUGCCAGGGUUUCAAGGGCCGGAAGGUAAACGAGGUCUGAGAGGAAGCCGAGGCCCACCUGGACCGGUCGGAUUACCCGGCGAACGGGGAGCUACCGGAUCCAUGGGACCGCCAGGUCCCGACGGAGCAAUGGGGCCCAAAGGUCAGUCAGGGGAAAGAGGAGCUACCGGUCCCUCCGGCCCGAAGGGUUCACAAGGCGAAGCCGGGAGACCCGGACCGAUGGGUGUGCAAGGAUUAAGAGGAUUGACAGGCCGACCCGGGGUGCCAGGCAAACCUGGCGCUUCUGGAGAGAGGGGAGUACCCGGACAAGACGGCAAACCUGGCGAGCAGGGGCGGCAAGGGAUCCAGGGCUUGCCCGGCCCCGUAGGGUUGCCUGGGGAUAAAGGGUUGACAGGGGAACCCGGAAAGGAAGGGGAACCGGGACCGACAGGUCUUCAGGGACCCAGAGGCGAUACCGGCAAGGACGGUCAACCUGGUCCGCAAGGACCACCGGGUCCGCCGGGGCUUGACGGCGAAAGAGGCGCCGCUGGUGCGAUAGGCCCGAGAGGAUUUCAAGGAUUACCCGGAGCACCAGGUAAUCCUGGACAACCGGGAAAGGACGGCGAGCAAGGCACGCAAGGGUUGCCCGGUACUCCGGGCUCACCGGGUAUAAGAGGCGAAAGAGGUUUCCCGGGAGAACGAGGAAGCGCGGGACAACCUGGUCUUCCAGGACCCAAAGGAUCGACAGGCAGUCAAGGAGUUGACGGACCCCCCGGUGAACGCGGUUUAGCCGGCAUGAAGGGACAUCAAGGGGCGCCGGGGAUGGUAGGACUGCCCGGUUUAAGAGGUCCUCCGGGACUUCAAGGCGAAAAAGGAGAACGCGGUGCCUACGGCCCCAUUGGACCGGAAGGUCCGGCUGGUAGGCACGGCGAGAGAGGUUUGCCGGGACCGCUGGGACCGUCAGGUCCCCCGGGAGAACCAGCAGCUCCCGGAGAGCCUGGGACUCCCGGCGUUCCGGGAGAACCCGGUGCACCCGGAAGCCCGGGGGAAAGAGGACAAACGGGAUCGCCAGGCCCGAUCGGUUUCCCGGGAAGCCCCGGUCUUGUGGGUUUGCCUGGAUUGAAGGGAGACAGAGGACUGCAAGGUUUGAAGGGCCAGCAAGGAAAUUCUGGACCGGUAGGGCGACCUGGAGAGCCGGGAACACCGGGUCCGAUGGGAUUGACAGGUGCGAAAGGUGCAAGAGGUGAAACCGGUCUUAGAGGAGAUGUCGGAUUGAUGGGACCACCGGGAAGGCCAGGAGAACCAGGCGCGGCUGGACAGCCGGGAAGCGCUGGUGUACAAGGGCCGCCAGGUUUGCCAGGUAUUAAAGGCGCCCAAGGCGAUUUGGGUAGGCCUGGAGCGCCAGGACUGCAGGGCCCGCAAGGUUUGCCAGGUUUAGAAGGACCGAAAGGCGAAACCGGAGCGGAAGGGCCACCAGGUCCGACCGGGCUAGCUGGACCGCAAGGUCCUCCAGGAGAAAGAGGGUUUCCAGGGCUUCCCGGCGUACCGGGUAUAACCGGCGCCAGGGGCCUGCGCGGACCUCCAGGAGAAGCUGGAAUGGCUGGAAAGCCGGGCAACGAGGGACCUCCGGGUCUUGCGGGAAGUCCAGGACCUGCAGGUCCGCCCGGACCCAUAGGGGAACCGGGGCCCGAAGGUUUGCCAGGUAAAAUAGGUCCGCCAGGAUUAACGGGUCGGCCAGGAGAUAAGGGACCACCAGGAACUCCCGGCUCUCCGGGAAAUACCGGCCCGUCUGGUUUACCGGGUCAAAUUGGUCCAGCUGGACCGAUAGGUCCCACGGGCGAGCGUGGCCCCCCAGGCGAGGCCGGACCGCCGGGCAUAGACGGUAGGCCAGGAGAGAGAGGCAAACCUGGUGUGCAGGGCCUUGAAGGGCCGAAGGGGGAACGAGGCGAAGCAGGUCAGAAGGGGGCGAAAGGUCAUACGGGACUGAUGGGAUUGCAAGGCCUGCCGGGCAGUCAAGGUCCACCCGGAGAAAAAGGAAUACCGGGAAUGCCCGGAUUACCUGGCAAAGACGGAGACACUGGUCCGCGAGGACCUCCCGGUAGGGACGGGAAUCCCGGCCCAAGCGGAAUCCAAGGAGCACCAGGCCCAAGAGGUGAAACUGGUAACGAGGGAAAACCGGGGACUCCGGGCAACCCUGGCCCGCCCGGUCCUCCGGGACCUCCGGGAGAAGGUUUGGGUUUCGACGCAGCCACAUUGGCCGCGUUCUUAGCUCAACCGAACGUUCAAAAGGGUCCGGAUCCGCAAGGUGACGAACCUGCCAGGGUGUUCGGUAAGGAGAUGACGUCAGAAGAGAUGAGGGACUUCGUACAACGGGCUUACGAGCAACUUAAAACCUCGUUCGCGAGGUACAAGAGACCCAACGGGGACAAGACGGCCCCCGGAAAGACCUGCAGAGACAUCUUGGCCGCUUAUCCAGAGUCGCAGAGCGGACAAUAUUGGGUGGAUCCGAACGAAGGGGACAAGCAGGACUCAAUCCUGGUGCAUUGCGAUAUGGAAAACGGCGCUACGUGCGUACUGCCCCAGCCUGCGAGGUCUAACGAGGUCACAUUCGUGGGGAAGGUUCCAGAGAUCUGGCUCGGUGAAGUCGAAGGGGGGAUGAAGCUCACCUACAAGGCGGAUAGCACCCAAAUCGGGUUCCUUCACUUGUUGUCGGCACGCGCUACUCAGAACGUCACUUAUCACUGCAAGAGGUCCGCAGCGUACUACGACGCAACGAGGAAGACCUUUCGCAAGGGAAUCAAGCUGAUGAGCUGGAAUGACAUGGAGAUCACGCCCAAGGGACCUAGGCUGAGGUUCGAAGCUCUAGAGGACGAGUGCCGGUAUCGGAAGGAUGCUUGGGCCAAGUCAGUGCUGCGGUAUUCCACGGACAAGACCCAAAGGCUCCCGAUUACGGACGUCGGGGUCAGGGAUAUCGGCGUCCCCGGCCAGGCCUUUUGGGUCGAAAUUGGCGCGGUAUGUUUCUCGUAACGAUAGGAAAUUUCAUUUUUAACUGCCAUAAAAUAAAGUGAUAUUUAAUUAUUUUUUGAAGAUUUUUUCCCUGUACAUACGU